Oxyura jamaicensis (ruddy duck) is the source of this 853-nucleotide messenger RNA. RefSeq names its product histone H2A.Z. The record is from RefSeq and is a predicted model, not a curated record. The transcript has 5 exons. Gene Ontology annotation, molecular function: structural constituent of chromatin; DNA binding; protein heterodimerization activity. Gene Ontology annotation, cellular component: nucleosome. The coding region runs from base 114 to 500 and encodes 128 amino acids. NCBI's taxonomy places the organism in Eukaryota, Metazoa, Chordata, Aves, Anseriformes, Anatidae.
UGAAUCGCGGCGGGCCGGGGCAGGUCGGUGCUGUGGGCCGGGCUCGGUGUGUGCGGGACGCUCUCCUAUUCCUCCUCCGACGGCACCCGCGCGGCGCCGCGCUCCACUUCGCGAUGGCUGGUGGCAAAGCCGGGAAGGACUCCGGGAAGACCAAGACCAAAGCGGUGUCCCGUUCACAGCGGGCCGGGCUGCAGUUCCCUGUAGGCCGCAUCCACAGGCAUCUGAAGUCUAGGACUACCAGCCAUGGGCGUGUGGGAGCCACAGCUGCUGUGUAUAGUGCUGCAAUCCUGGAGUACUUGACAGCUGAGGUUCUUGAGCUGGCAGGAAAUGCAUCCAAAGACUUGAAGGUGAAACGCAUCACUCCCCGUCACUUGCAGCUUGCGAUUAGAGGAGAUGAAGAGUUGGACUCUCUCAUUAAGGCAACCAUUGCUGGAGGUGGUGUAAUACCGCAUAUCCACAAAUCUCUCAUUGGGAAGAAAGGACAACAGAAAACUGUCUAAAGGCUACGAGGAUCCCUUGUUAUCUCAGGACUCUAAGUACUUAUUGUCCAGUGUUGGUGAUUCCAGUGGACUGUAUCUGUGAAACACGAUUUUGCCUUUUUGUAACUUUAAGAAGCUGAAGCUCACCUGAGCUUUCUAACAAACCAAAUUUCUGCAUUGAAGUCUUAACCGUAUUUAAGUGUUACCAUGGCUUCAAAGAAGCUAUUGUAUUUGCGGUGGGUUUUGAUUGAGCUGACUGUUUUUAGAUUGGUUUGACUAAGUAAAUGGAAUUUGACUAAGUAAAUGUUUGGUUUUGUACAGACUUUUCAUCCACUAGAGUGGAAAUAUUCAAUAAAUGUUAUAUGAAUACUGAC